Molecule: messenger RNA, 1947 nt
Organism: Penicillium waksmanii
Lineage: Eukaryota; Fungi; Ascomycota; Eurotiomycetes; Eurotiales; Aspergillaceae
Product: Zn(II)2Cys6 transcription factor
Exons: 6
Coding region: 1-1947 (648 amino acids)
Biological process (GO): DNA-templated transcription; regulation of DNA-templated transcription
Molecular function (GO): DNA binding; DNA-binding transcription factor activity, RNA polymerase II-specific; zinc ion binding
Source: RefSeq, a predicted model, not a curated record
AUGAUCCCCGCUACCAAGCGGACAGUCAACUCCUGUCUGCGAUGUCGCGCGCGAAAGAUUCGCUGCGGUCGCGAAAGACCUGAGUGCCAGAACUGCGCUCGUCAUGGACAUUCCUGCCGAUAUGCCCCUACGAUUCCUAGUGAGACCAUUCAGAAGGACAAUGAUGGGCCUUACCAGGAGCUUGCACGGCGACUAAGUCAUCUUGAGCUGGUCGUCGCGCGACUCGCAGGCAAUACUGCACCUGAGAGCUCCCCUCCGGAGGAAUCGACUGUUUCUAGUGCGGGCGAUGCCCACAAUGUGGACAAUGAGCCACGUCUCUUGUCAGGCUCGUACUGGAAGCAGUUGGCUGCACAGCACCCCGAUUUCAACGCCCUCAUAGACGCGGACCAAGAUUCACAACCACCAUCGAAACGAAUACAGCCCAGUCGUCCCUUGAACCUCUUUGUCGCCCCAGACCCCGAAUUCCACCCACAUGCGUAUAUGCCACCGCUACCUGAUGCCGAGCGAUUAUACAAUAUCUUCCUCGACCGGGUGGACCCAGUUGUGCGCCUAAUUCAUAAGCCAACGUUCUGGGAGGAAAUGAAAGAAUACUAUCUCCAAGUGGGACAUGAUAAUGGAGUGGAGAAACGAUCAACAGCGGCAUUCGAGGCGCUUCUAUUUGCUGUGUUGUUCAGCGCUCUGACUAGCUUAUCCGAGCAGGAGCACUGGGACUCAUCGCCUCCAGGUCAGGACUCUGCCCCUUCCCAGGUCAGGCAGGGAUGUCUAAAAGCUCUUCGGCUCGCCAUUGAGCAGAGUUUGGUCCGAUCAGAGUUUCUCGAAAAGCCGAGCCUUCACUCAAUCUCAGCUUGCUGUCUCUUUUUGUUUGUUACGUGCGAAGAAACCGACGUCCCAUACCAUUAUUGCUUGACCGGUCUCUUACUACGCGUUGCGCGAUCAUUUUCUCUUCAUAUGGACCCAGAGGCGCUUUCAGACCGGAAGCGAGCACAGAAACCAGCACAACCACCAUUCAGCGGCAUUGUCACCGAACUUCGCCGGCGAGUUUGGCACGUCAUUGUUCACCUUGACUUCAUGUCUAGUGAAGCACGUGGCGUAGAUCCUGAGCCCAUUGGCAUGCAAACUUGGCCCACAACCCUUGCGACUGCAUUACCGGGCAACAUGAAUGACGAAGACAUCAUGCAGGAUAAAACUACUGCCCGUUUUACUGACAUGACAAUGUCUCUCGUCCGCUACCAACUCUCCCUCGGCCUGAGACAACUAGUGACAACCCCUGCCCCCCCCAGCAGGAAAUGCCUUGAUGAAACAAUAGAAGUAGUCAACAGACAAUACUUGCAAUUCUGCCACGCUAGCGACCCUAUCCAGAGAGUGACGCUGGAGCUUGGCCGCCUUGGAGAAUAUAAACUCCGGCUCUUGGUGUAUCAUCGAUUUCUGAAAGAACGCAAUGGCACUACCAAUAGUAACAAUCACUGGACCCCGGCUCGAAAGAAGGCUAUGGAAUAUGCCAAAGAUCUGAUUUCUUCCUAUCAGAAUGUUUUAGCCGACCCUAAUAUUAGACGAUUCCACUGGCACAUUCGACGUCACUCCCAACUGCACGGAAUGCUCCACAUAAUAAACGAGCUAUCAACAAUAGAUACUUUCGAUCUAUCAAGCGAUAUCAGUGUUAUUUGCAAACAGGCUUGGGAAACCAUUGCCGACGUGGAGAUGGAAUACGGCAAUUCAGGAGAAGAAAACAGCGACGAGGAACGACUUUGGACCUUUCUACAUAAUCUGCGGGAGAAAGUGAGGCUUCGCUUAUACACCCAGGGAUUCAUCAGUCGAGGCUUUACUGCGGAUUCGGCAUGGGAAGCCGAAUAUGAUUCCCCUAUGGGUGGCAUUGAUAGUACGAACCUGCUAGAAUCACUGUUCGGUGGCCAGUAUGGAUUCAGCGGUAAUAUUGGCCUGGAAUUAUGA